AUGAAAGGUUUAGUUGAAAAUAUUUUCCACUCGACUACAUGCAAAAUGUCUGUGCCAAUUCAAAAUAUAUAUUUCAACAUAAAAGAAUUUAUUGUAAAUCUUUUAAGAAGCUCUCAAAAUCGCAUCAGUGGCAAGGCACAUCAAAUAAAUAACCAAUUUUGCCCCUUUCCAUUAUAUUUAUUUCCAUGUUUACAACCAAAGUCUUUACGACAACUGCCAGAUUUUCUAAUGGAAAACAAAUAA
This is a messenger RNA of Clunio marinus, 243 nucleotides long. Lineage: Eukaryota; Metazoa; Arthropoda; Insecta; Diptera; Chironomidae. The record is from the annotation of a GenBank genome assembly.